AUGAAUAAUGACUUAGAAAAAUUCAUUUCAUUCACGGAAAGAGAUGGAUUUGAUAUAGAUCAAAAACUUAAAAGCAAAUUAUAUCCAUAUUCUUUCGCUCAAUACUCAUUACUUGAAUUAUGUUGUUACCAUGGGUCAGUUGAUUGUUUCAAGUUUUUAAGAACGAAAUUUAACUCAAAAAUAACUCUAGAGUGUUUAGAAUUAUCAUUUUUAAGCGGAAACAAAGAGAUUAUGAGUGAAUGCUUAAAAUCUCAAAAACCAAAUAAUCAAUGCAUGAGAAAUGCAAUUAUUUCACACAACAUUGAUUUUGUUACAUUUUUGAUGAAUGAGUUCAAUAUCGAGAUCAAUUUAGAUAUUUGUUUAGAUCACAAAAAUCUUGAAUCCUUUUUGGUUUAUUUCGAUCAAACUAAUGAUAUAAACAAAUGUUUUGUUUAUUUACCUAUAUUUGGUAUUCGAUCCCUUAUCGAAUACUUCCUUUCACUUGGUGCGAAUAUCAAUGAAAAAGAUAAAUAUGGAAACACCGCACUUCAUAUUGCAGCAUGGAAUAAUAGUAAAGAAACUACAGAAGUUCUGAUUUCACAUGGUGCAAAUGUCAAUGAAAAGGGUCAAAAUGGAAAAACACCACUUCAUAACGCAUCAUAUAAAAAUAGUAAAGAAAUAGCCGAACUUCUCAUUUCAUUUGGUGCAAAUGUCAAUGAAAAGGAUGAAUAUGGAAACACCGCACUUCAUAUUGCAGCAGAUUGUAGUAGUAAAGAAACUGCAGAAGUUCUCAUUUCACAUGGUGCAAAUGUCGAUGAAAAUGAUAACACUGGAAAAACCGCACUUCAUAAAGCAGCAUUUGAAAAUAAUAAAGAAAUAGUCGAACUUCUCAUUUCACAUGGUGCGAAUGUCAAUGAAAAGGAUAAAAAUGGAGAAACAGCACUUCACAUUGCAGUACAUAAAAAUAAUAAAGAAACAGUCGAACUUCUUAUUUCACAUGAUGCAAAUAUCAAUGAAAAGGAUAAAAAUGGAGACACCGCACUUAAUAUUGCAACAUUUGAAAAUCGGAAAGAAAUAGCUGAACUUCUCAUUUCGCAUGGUGCCAAAGAAUAG
Molecule: messenger RNA, 1092 nt
Organism: Trichomonas vaginalis G3
Lineage: Eukaryota; Parabasalia; Trichomonadida; Trichomonadidae
Product: ankyrin repeat and SOCS box-containing protein 4 family
Exons: 1
Coding region: 1-1092 (363 amino acids)
Molecular function (GO): protein binding
Source: RefSeq, a predicted model, not a curated record